Messenger RNA from Botrytis cinerea B05.10, 3894 nucleotides. It is a transcript of the gene Bcbro1, whose product is annotated as Bcbro1. Gene Ontology annotation, biological process: protein transport to vacuole involved in ubiquitin-dependent protein catabolic process via the multivesicular body sorting pathway. Gene Ontology annotation, cellular component: endosome. The record is from RefSeq and is a predicted model, not a curated record. Lineage: Eukaryota; Fungi; Ascomycota; Leotiomycetes; Helotiales; Sclerotiniaceae. Gene Ontology annotation, molecular function: protein binding. The coding region runs from base 453 to 3437 and encodes 994 amino acids. The transcript is spliced from 4 exons.
GAUAGCUUUGGGCACCUGCUUUACAUCGAUUGAUUCCACGUCCAAUACCUAGAUAGUCAGUCACAAAUAUCUGCUAUUUCUCCUCCAACAUAUCAAACUACAUGAUAAUAGAUCAAUAUUGUACUUCGAUAGUUUCCCAGGUAUGACACAGCCAUGACAUAUAUGAGUGAAAUUUUGCGCAAGGAUCGGACCAUUCUUUCAAGAUACUGCGCAUCCAAAUAAAUUAACAAAUUAACAAGUCUUACCUUACCACUGACGACACCAACCCCUCCUCCCCACCGCUUUCCCAUCCACAUUCGACGAAUAUCGGUGUACACGAUAUUGUCCAUUAUAUUUGUUUGAUACCUACAGUCAAAUCUAUUGAAUACCCUCUGAAGUGAUAUAUCUCCCUCGCAAAUUUUGCCCGGGUAUCGAUAAUCAGGGUGUCGAGCAUCAUCCUGUCAAUCUUCGAGAUGCAAGCCCCGAUGAUAUCAGCGCCUCUUAAGGCAACCAACGAAAUCGACUGGAUCCAGCCGUUGAAGAAUUAUAUCAGACAGACAUAUGGCGACGACCCGGAACGAUAUGCGGAGGAAUGUGCUACCUUGAACCGCUUGCGACAGGAUAUGCGAGGAGCAGGGAAGGACAGUGCUGCUGGAAGGGACCUACUCUACAGAUAUUAUGGACAGCUGGAACUAUUGGACCUGCGAUUUCCGGUCGAUGAGAAUCACAUCAAAAUCUCCUUUACUUGGUUCGAUGCGUUUACACACAAAGCCACUGCACAAUACUCUCUGGCGUACGAAAAAGCUUCGAUCAUAUUCAACAUUUCUGCCGUACUUUCAUGCCAUGCAGCGCAUCAAAACCGAUCAGAGGACUCCGGUCUGAAAACCGCAUAUCAUUCUUUCCAAGCAUCCGCUGGCAUGUUCACUUAUAUUAAUGAGAACUUUCUCCAUGCACCAUCUACGGACUUAAGUCGAGAUACAGUUAAGACUUUGAUUCAGAUUAUGCUUGCUCAGGGCCAGGAAGUGUUUCUUGAAAAGCAAAUUGCCGAUGGUAAAAAGGUUGGGCUAUUAGCAAAACUUGCUAGCCAAGCAAGCUAUUUGUAUUCUCAAGCGCUUGAAGGAACCCAGGACAACGUGAAUAAGGCCAUAUUCGAAAAGGUCUGGCUUCUGGUGGUACAAAUCAAAGCAAAUUACAUGUCAUCUCUGGCUCAAUAUUAUCAGGCUCUUGCGGAUGAUGAUGCAAAUUCACAUGGUGUAGCUAUUGCGAGAUUACAGGCAGCAGAAAUAUCAUCUAAGGAUGCCAGUAAAUUUGCAAACAGUUUCCCUGGAAAUGUGCCCGUCAAUUCAAACUUCACUUCAGAGACAGGCACGACCUUGAUAGAAAUUAAUAGGCGUCAUCUUACCAAUGUCCAGGAAAAACUUGCUGAGCUUAUCAAGGAUAAUGACUAUAUCUAUCACCAGACUGUUCCAGCCGAAGCGGCUCUCACUGUGAUCCCAAAACUUCCUGCUGCUAAAGCGAUACCAGUUAGCGAACUCUAUGCUGGUCAAGAUAUUCAACGUAUCACGGGACCUGACAUCUUCCAAAAGAUAGUUCCCAUGUCUGUGACGGAAUCAGCUAGCUUAUACGACGAGGAAAAGGCUAAAUUGGUACGUGCAGAGACGGAACGUGUAGAAACUGCCAACAGUGAGAUGGCUGCAAGUCUUGACUAUCUCAGAUUACCUGGAGCGUUACAAGUUCUUAAGGGUGGUUUUGAUCAAGAGCUGAGCGGGGGCGAAGAUUUCAGGAACUGGUGCGAUGAUUUAGCUGGACAUGUUUCCCCAAUGUCAACCUUCGAUUCUUUGAAAUCUAGCAAAGAAGCUAUAGUGUCAAUAUUGGAAAAGAGCAGCAAACAGUUGGAUAUGGAGGAGAGUGUUUGUGAGAAAAUGCGAUCAAAGUACGAAGGAGAAUGGACUCAGCAACCGAGCUCUCGGCUCACAUCUACACUUCGAAACGAUAUACGAAAUUAUCGAGAAGCCCUUGAGGAGGCUGCUCGCAGCGAUAAUCAGCUUUACUCGAAAAUAUGCCAGCAUGAAGUUGACUUUGACGAGAUGCGCUCUGCUGGUGAGCUCGGUGAGUCUGAUGUGCUCUUCCAAAGAGCGUUGAUUCAGGUCGGUGGAAAGUCGAGAAAUGCUGCUGGAAGUCCUAGCGCACGUGAAGGAAAUCUACUAGAUGAUGAUUUCGAUGAUGGAAAAAAGAGUGUCACAGACCAGAUAGCCAAAGUUGAGGACAUACUUAAGAAAUUGAAUUUGGUCAAGCGGGAAAGGUCACAAGUUUUAAAAGAUCUUAAGGAAAAGGCGCAUAACGAUGACAUUUCUCACGUUCUCAUCCUCAACAAAAAAGGCAUCUCAAAUUAUGAGAAUCAGCUUUUCCAAGCAGAGCUUGAGAAGUAUCGACCUCAUCAGAGUCGUUUAUUGUCUGCGAACCACAAACAGUCUUCACUAAUGAAGGAACUAACACUCACAUUUAAUGAUCUUCUGCAAGACAAGAGAGUCCGAUCCGAGCAAAGCAAAUAUGAGACGAUGACCCGUCAACGAUCAUCAGUGAUGUCGAAGUAUAAGCGGAUCCAUCAAGAAUAUCUAGAUCUACAAGCAGGUCUCGAAGGUGCUAAACAGUGGUAUACCGAGAUGAAGGAUACUGUUAAUAGUCUUGAUAAGAAUGUCGAGACAUUUGUCAAUAAUCGUAGGUCAGAGGGUGCUCAGCUUUUAAAUCAAAUCGAGCAAGAUCGGGCAAGCAAUGCAAAUGGGCAUGCGGAUAGGGAGCGUGAACGUCUUAGAGGAUUGAUGGAGCGCAUGUCUAUGGACCCGUCGACCUCGCCAACAUCAAGCAAACCUCCUCGUAGGGGAUCUAAUGCAUACAGUAAUACAUCUCCAUCGACAAGGUAUCCAAGUACAAACUUUGCUGGACAGUACCAGGUACCAACAUCGCCGCCUCCACAAACCACGACUGCACCUCCUGCACGUGGCUCUAUACCAGCCUCUGCCAAUGGAGGAUAUUACCCUCAACAACAACCUCAGAGAGCCGACCCAUACAGCUCAGCCCCCGGAAGAUCUUCGCCAUAUGGACAAUACAACCCAAGCACGCAUUCGCGUAAUCCCUCCCAACCCCUUUCGCCUCCACCAAACCAGAGCCAAUUCCCACGUUCACCUCCGCCACAGCAAACUCAGUUUCAACAGAAUCAACAUCCAUACGCGACAAUGGCACCGCAACAACAAGGCCAAUAUGUGCCAGCUGGCUAUGUACCACCACCCCCACCACCUGGACCGCCACCCCUUGGCCCUCAACAAACAUACCACCAACCCAGUGGCUCUAUGGCAGGUCAUAACGAUUAUGGAUAUGGAAACAGUGCUACUUCUCAUCAACGUGGUCAAUCACAGCAAAGUGCGAGCGAUCCUUGGGCUGGACUUAAUGCAUGGAAGUGAGGAAUGUCGAGUCUAUCGGGGCGUUUUCAGUCACAGGAUGAGCGGAUUACUCGGGGAAUAACACCUUGGCUUAUGGGGGACAUGGCGCCGAGGAAGAAGGAAUGAGUAAAUGAAGAAUGUGAUACCAAUUCAUUGCGGCAAUGGCACGGAGGGAGGCAGAAAAUGUAUUUUUAUCCAUUGAAUCACAGAACCGUCCGGUCUACUUGAUAUUCCAAUAGCCAUCACGUAAGCAAUUUUGCAAAUGCACAUACACGCUUGUAGUCAAUAUUGUCAAAUGUGGCCGAAUAUGGUCAAGACUACAAGUGUUUAGAAGCCCAGGAGAUAUGAGUACACGAAUACUAUGGACAUUCAAGUUGAGAAAGGAAAUUUGUAAUCAUCUUCCCCGUAAUUUAACAAAUGAAGAAUGAGAGUGUUAAUUGAAUUUUAUUUCGACCGAGUCUUUAAUUUAACUGGUACA